UACUGGCUCACAUGUCACAUGAGAAAAGGAUGUCUUAUCUCCCUUAGACAAAAAAUAAUCUAAAUUUCUCACCUUGCAUAGACAGAUGAAUGUGAAGGUGACCUUAUGUUAAUGCUCUCUAGUUGACCUUACUGCUGUCACAGGGCAUUCUUUUGAAAGCCCAGGCCCAGAAUGUCUUUAACUUAGUCUUUUAAUUUAGGAUAGCAAUGCACGCAGGACCAGGGGUAAGAAAAAUGGCAACUGAAUUUAAAGUACAGAACAAUCAUGCUAACCACGAGAAGUGCCAAAUGCUGAGGUAGUGGCUAGCUUGUCCCCGACUGACAGUUUAUGGUUCGGUUACUAAAUUGUUCAAGGGGGCAUCAAAAAUGAUGACAGCGUUUUUUUUUGGGGAAAAUCUUUAUUUUUACUAUUAGGACUCAGUAGAUAAGAAGUCCAGGGAGGGGGAGUGUUUUUCUGCUCCAAGUAUUUUUUUUUUAGUAUAGACUUUAAAACAACAGGUUUUUAUGGAGAACUUUCUAAUGGAAUAUAGCAAAUGGCUCUAUUUGACACAGAUGUAUUGGCAGUUCUCAUUCCGGCUUUCAUUUAUUGCUUUCUCAUUUUGUAUACUGCAAGUUUCCAAGCAACUGCAGUUUGCUAACACAGCUAUGGAUACUGUUUGUUUUACAGAAGUUACCUGUCUUUAUUUUCCCCUCCCCUCCCUUUCUUAAUCCUUUAUAACCACAACAUUUACAGGUUGAUUUAUAAAUUCCGAAGUCUGUAGCUGAUGGUUUAUAGCCUCUGGUUGGUAGCAAGAGAAGAAUGAGUAGUCAGGAACUUGUUACUCUGAAUGUGGGAGGUAAGAUAUUCACAACAAGAUUAUCAACCAUCAAGCAAUUUCCUGCCUCUAGAUUGUCACGAAUGUUAGAUGGCAGAGAUGAAGAAUUCAAGAUGGAAGGGAGCCAGAUUUUUGUGGACAGAGAUGGUUUUUUAUUUACCUUCAUCUUAGAUUUUUUGAGAACUCAUCAACUUUUAUUACCCAGGGACUUUUCAGACUAUCUUAGGCUUCAAAGAGAGGCACGUUUCUACGAACUUGAUUCUCUGGUUGACCUGUUAAAUCAAGACCUGCUCCAGCCAAAACCUGCUCUCCUGGAGGUGCAUUUCCUAAGUCGAAAUACUCAAACUUUUUUCAGAGUAUUUGGUUCUUGCAGUAAAACAAUCGAGAUGCUAGCUGGAAGAAUUACAGUAUUUUUAGAGCAACCUUCAGCCCCAAUCUGGAGUAGUGACUUCUUCCCUCAGAUGACUUUACUUCCACUUCCUCCCCAAAGACCUUCUCACCAUGACCUGGUUUUCCAAUGUGGCUCGGACAGCACUGCUGAUAACCAAACUGGAGUCAGGUAUGUUUCUAUAAAACCUGAUAACCGAAAAUUGGCCAAUGGAACUAAUGUCCUCGGCUUACUGAUUGACACUUUGCUAAUGGAAGGUUUUCAUCUGGUCAGCACUCGAACAGUAUGCUCUGAGGACAAAACUGAAUGCUAUAGCUUUGCAAGGAUACAAAAGCCUGAAGCUCUCACCAUGAACAAAAUGGUGAAACCCGAGACUGCCAUCACGCCAGGGCAAUCUAACAAGAACAAAUGAAGUCCUUUCUCUUUUGGAAUAAAGGGAAACUGCUAUUUUCUUGCUUGGAAAUUGCAUACUUAGGACAUGUAUGUCAGUCAGAUUCAGCCCGAGUACAUGGCUUUGUUUCCUACAGUAUUCAAACCUUAACAAUGCUGAGUUAAGAUUUGCCUUCCU
Messenger RNA from Sorex fumeus (smoky shrew), 1770 nucleotides. RefSeq names its product potassium channel regulator (gene KCNRG). Gene Ontology annotation, cellular component: endoplasmic reticulum. The record is from RefSeq and is a predicted model, not a curated record. Lineage: Eukaryota; Metazoa; Chordata; Mammalia; Eulipotyphla; Soricidae. Gene Ontology annotation, molecular function: protein binding. Bases 799 to 1614 code for a protein of 271 amino acids. The transcript has 2 exons. Gene Ontology annotation, biological process: protein homooligomerization; negative regulation of delayed rectifier potassium channel activity.